This is a messenger RNA of Scheffersomyces stipitis CBS 6054, 858 nucleotides long. RefSeq names its product 60S ribosomal protein uL30 (gene RPL7B). Gene Ontology annotation, molecular function: structural constituent of ribosome; RNA binding. The transcript has 3 exons. Gene Ontology annotation, biological process: maturation of LSU-rRNA from tricistronic rRNA transcript (SSU-rRNA, 5.8S rRNA, LSU-rRNA). The coding region runs from base 1 to 726 and encodes 241 amino acids. Gene Ontology annotation, cellular component: cytosolic large ribosomal subunit. The record is from RefSeq and is a predicted model, not a curated record. Lineage: Eukaryota; Fungi; Ascomycota; Pichiomycetes; Serinales; Debaryomycetaceae.
AUGGCUACUACUUUGAAACCAGAAACUUUAGUCAAGAAGUCCAAGGCUCAGCAAAAGACUGCUGAAGAACGUGCUGCCGCCAAGGUCGUUCGUCAAGCCGCUAACAAGGAAAAGAGACAAGUUGUCUUUGACAGAGCUGCUGCUUACCAAAAGGAAUACACCGAAGCUGAAAGAUCUGUCAUCAAGGCUAAGAGAGACGCCAAGGCUGCUGGUUCUUACUACGUUGAUGCUCAACCAAAGUUGGUUUUCAUCAUCAGAAUCAAGGGUAUCAUGAAGAUCCCACCUAAGCCAAGAAAGGUCUUGCAAUUGUUGAGAUUGACCCAAAUCAACGCCGGUGUUUUCGUCAGAUUGACCAAGGCUACUCAAGAAUUGAUCAAGUUGGCUGAACCAUACAUUGCUUACGGUUACCCAUCUUUGUCUACCAUCAGACACUUGGUCUACAAGAGAGGUUUCGGUAAGAUCAACAAGCAAAGAAUUCCUUUGUCUGACAACGCCGUUGUUGAAGCUUCCUUGGGCAAGUUCAACAUCUUGUCUAUUGAAGACUUGAUCCACGAAAUCUACACUGUUGGUCCAAACUUCAAGCAAGUUAACAACUUCUUGUGGCCAUUCAAGUUGUCUAACCCAACUGGUGGUUUCAGAGCUAGAAAGUUCGAACACUUCAUCCAAGGUGGUGACACCGGUAACAGAGAAGAAUUCAUCAACGCUUUGGUUAAGCAAAUGAACUAAAUUAGUUAGUGUUUUCUUUUUCUCUUACUAUUAAAAACCAUUAGUUUUUUCAUUUCUUUUCUAAUUCUUUGGGAAGUUGUGUUAGAAAGGGGUUCGUGUAUAUUUCGUACUUGUAAUAAAUAUUAUCUUUCC